UUUCUUGAUCUACAUACAUAGUUCACGUCUCACAGUUCCCUCAUCGACUUACUCAUCAUGGCAGAAGCUAUUGGCAUAGAAGUUGUAAAAGAGCUGGUGAAGCAGCUCUAUGCGGUAUCUAAGAAAGCCUACAUGUGUAAAGACAUUGCCAAGAAUCUUGCCACCACAAUCGAUGAUUUGCAACCCACGAUACAGGAGAUCAUGGAUAGCAGCGGCGAGUCGAGCCAACAUCGCCAAGAUCAACUGCGUAUGUUCUUCGACAACCUUGAGGAAUGCAGGAUGCUCACAGAAAAGGUUCUGAAAUGUAAACGCUGGAACUUUGUUCGACAGAUCAACUACGUCAAGAAAAUGGAAGAUCUCGACAGGAAAAUCUAUAGAUUUUCUCAAGGAAUAGUGCCUCUCCACACUCUCGCUGACGUUCGUCAUCUCCGUGGGGCUGUAGAUCGAAUGAGCAAGAACGUCCAUAGGAAUGAGCAGGUGACUAAGGCUCGUAUAUUUGCUUAUGGUGAUAAUUCUACAGCGCGCCUGGAUCAGAUAGAAAAAUUUCUUGAUAUCUUAAUUGAUAGAAUCACUUCUUUGAAAAUCAAUAUAUUUAAUUUGAGCGAGGGGAAGGGGAAGGUGAAGAAGAUGUUGUUUAAAUCCACUGAUGAGGAAAGACUUAUUGGGAUCUCAGGGAUGAGUGGUUCAGGGAAAACCACUCUUGCCAGAGAGAUUGAGCGGGACGAGGAGGUUCGAGGUAACUUUGGGAAUAAGGUUUUGUUUCUGACUGUAUCACAAUCUCCCAAUCUUGAGAAGCUGAGGUCCCUUAUAUUGGAAUUUCUUACUGAUAAUGAGGCUGGCUCUGGUGCCAUUCUUCCGGUUUCGAUUGGUCAAACACGGAAGUUAGUGAUCCUUGAUGAUGUCUGGACAAGGGAAUCUCUGGAGCAACUGAUGUUUGAAAAUUUUCCUGGAACCACUACUCUUGUGGUCUCACGUUCUAAACUCGCAGGUCCAAGAAUGACCUAUGAUGUAGAGUUACUCGAUGAACACGACGCAAUGACUCUACUUUGUCUCUCUGCUUUUGACCAGAAAUCAGUCCCUUCUGGGUUAAGCAGAAGUUUGGUCAAGCAGGUUGUUGACGAGUGUAAAGGUCUACCUUUGUCUCUCAAAGUCAUUGGCGCUUCAUUAAAAGGCCGACCUGAAAAAUAUUGGCAAGGUGCAGUGAACAGGUUAUCAAGAGGUGAACCUGCUGAUAUAAACCACGAGACUAUAGUGUUUGCUCAAAUCGAAGCAAGUCUCGAAAUUCUCGAUAAAAAAUCCAGAGAGUGUUUCUUGGAUCUUGGUGCUUUUCCUGAAGACAAAAAAAUCCCUCUUGGUGUUAUCAUCAACAUGUGGGUUGAACUACAUGAUAUGGACGAGGAAACUGCUUUUUCAAUUCUUAUGGAUUUAGCAGACAAGAAUCUCCUUACUCUCGUGAAAGAUCCAAGGUUCGGCGCUUUGUACACUGGCUACCAUGACGUAUUUGUAACGCAGCACGAUGUUCUAAGAGAUGUAGCACUUCUUCUUAGUAGUUUUGGGAAAGUAAAUAGUAGAAAGCGGUUAUCCAUGCCGCAAAGAGCGUUGACGCUCCCUAGAGAAUGGGAAAGGAGCAAUGAUGAACCAUACAAUGCACGUGUAGUUUCCAUUCACACAGGCGAAAUGAAUGAAAUGGAUUGGUUUGACAUGGAACUCCCCAAGACAGAAGUUCUGAUUAUAAACUUCUCCUCAGACAACUAUGUAUUGCCACCUUUUAUUGCUAAGAUGGGCAGGCUUAAGGCGCUCUUAGUUAUCAACAAUGGUCUGUUUCAUGUCCGUCUACAAGACUUCUCCAGUUUUACAAAUUUGGCUAAACUGCGAAGUCUAUGGCUCCAGAUGGUUUACGUACCCUACAGUACAAUCACACUGAAGCACCUCCAAAAGCUGUCUCUAAUCUUCUGCAAGAGUGUUAAUCAAAAAGCACUCGACAUGAACCUAAUCUUCCCAAACUUAUCCGAUAUCACAAUAGAUCAUUGUGAGGAUCUGGUUGAACUACCUUCGACCAUCUCCGGGAUCACCUCUCUCAACUCCAUAAGCAUAACAAACUGUCCUUCCAUUGGUGAAUUGCCUAAUAAUAUGAGUAAGCUAAUGGCCCUUGAACUUCUAAGGCUAUACGCUUGCCCGGAGCUGAAGAGUCUACCUGAAGAAAUCUGUGAGCUGCCGAAUCUGAAAUACAUUGACAUCUCUCAAUGCGUCAACCUUAGUUGUCUUCCAGAAGAGGUUGGAAAGCUAAGCAGGCUUGAGAAAAUUGACAUGAGAGCAUGUCCUUUACUGAGCAUACCGAGCUCUGCGGUUAAAUUGACUUCCUUGUGCCAUGUAAUUUGCGACAAGGAGAAUUUGUGUAUGUGGGAAAAGAUUGAGAAUGCAGUUCCAGGGCUUCGUGUGGAAGCCACAGAGGAUUGCCUGGAUUGACUCAAUGGAACCAAAAGCUGUCGAACUCUCUUCUUCGAUCUCGUCUUCGUAGCGGAGAGAUCUAGUCGCCAUCUUCAUCGUCAUCGAUCAUAGCUGUUGUUUUGAAUAGGUUUCGUCUGUCUAGGUUCUCCUUUGCUGUUGAGAUGUUGGAGUCGUGUUUAGAGGGCGGUUUGUGUUGCCUAUGUCCAGUUAACCAAGGCCACUCUAGAUUUGCGGCCACAUUUGUACAUACUUCGUUAGGUUAGUUCAUCUUUUGCCUUUGAUUAAUCAUCUCGUUAUAUAUGUUUAGAUUGUGGGUUGGAUUUAGUGGUCCAUAGUUCUUUUUCUCUCUUUUACCCUGUCGAGCUGUUGUUGUGGUUGCUCUAAUGAGCUAAGUUGAAAAAGUUGAUGUGCCUUUCCUAUUUACCACAUCUGAAAAAAUCGAUGUGUUUUUUUGUGGAUGGUAAAUGGACGAGUGAAGCCAAACUUGCAGCAGAGGUGACAAAUGGAGGAGAAGAAACGAAGCUAAGCAAACGAUUAGUUCCCUUGUUUGGUACAAGUUUUGAGUUGUGGAGUUUUAGUGUGAGAAUUGCAGCUGCCGAGGCUGUUUUAAAAUAGAUUUCAGCUGGAAAUGUUAUUGUUGUUGGUGAUUGCUUGCAUUUGCAGAGGCUAUUGAGAUGUACAUCGAAUGAGCUAUAGGUUGUGGUGACUGGUGAAUUAUUUGCAGAGGUUGUUUUCUGCAGAUUUCUAAUAAUUGCAUAGCUAUUUUGACAACAUUCGUUUAUAUAUACUUUA
This is a messenger RNA of Capsella rubella, 3240 nucleotides long. Its product is annotated as putative disease resistance protein At5g47280. The transcript has 6 exons. The record is from RefSeq and is a predicted model, not a curated record. Bases 58 to 2466 code for a protein of 802 amino acids. Gene Ontology annotation, molecular function: ADP binding. NCBI's taxonomy places the organism in Eukaryota, Viridiplantae, Streptophyta, Magnoliopsida, Brassicales, Brassicaceae. Gene Ontology annotation, biological process: defense response to fungus.